AUGGCGACAGUUACUGCUUUACGAAAUAUGUUUAGUUCUGCGCCUGGGAUCCCUGUGGACAGUAUCCCUCUCGGUCAACAUGGCGCUCUAUGCGAAGACUGUCAGCAAUUUGACCUUCACAGCUUCAAGCGUGACAUCUACGGCAACCGAGGCUAUGCAUUCGCCAAAGUCAAGCAAUCGGCUCUCCAAGGAUGCUCAUUUUGCUCCAUGAUUGUGGAUGCCUUUCGAGAUCGAAGAAUGCCUCUUGCCAAGUCGAUCUUCAGACGCGAUGCCUCGGAAGACGGCUGGUUCGUGCACUUUAGCCUAGAUGCAAUGGAGGGCAAAGAUGCUGAAUCUGGUAGUCUGUUGCAGUCGGUCAAGGUGCUGCGAGCAAGGUUGGCGCCAAGGAAUAAUCUCUUGCCGUACUCGGUAAUGGGGUCCUCGAGAGUCGAAGACUGGAUCGAGCAUUCCUUUCAUGUGGUUGCAGAUCCGGGCAGCGCUGCGCAUGAUAGCGGUGUUGUAGCUGGCAGAUGGACAGAUCAGGUCUUUACGUCAAGAACAACAAUGACCAACCUGGCUGCACGAGAGCGUGGCGACGCGGAUAGCUUCGAUCAGCUCCCCAAACCAAUGCUGGAUGUGUUUGAUCUUGCCCGCAAGCUCGGCAUACCCUAUGUCUGGAUCGACUCCAUUUGUAUUAUUCAGGAAGGUGAUCAAGGAGCAGAUUGGACAAAUGAGGCUGUCAAGAUGGGCUCCUACUACCAAAAUGCCCAUCUGACAAUAUCGGCAUCGUCAGCGGAUGCCUCACAGGGGCUUAUACCCAGCAGAGAGGACAAGUCGCCUCGAAUAGCCAGGAUGGUCUAUCUGGACCAAAACCAAAACGCCAAUGGCUACUUCUACCUUAUGCCCUUCCUCGAGAGAGUUGAUGACGAGUAUAGAGAGCAUGUUCAAGAGAGCGAGCUGUUUACCAGAGGAUGGGUCUUCCAAGAAUGGCUGUUGAGCAAGCGUAUUAUUUACUUCACGCCUGUCGGUAUCAUUUUUGAAUGCUGCACCAACGGUCUACGCAACGAGCGCGGUGAAGACGUAUCUACCAACUACUACGAUAUUUGGACAUCCGAGCGCCCCCUUACUAAACCCGUCUACACAUUUGACAAUACACAGCUGGAAAAUGUGUGGUACUGGAUAGUUCAAUGGUACUCGUCACUUUCACUCACAAUGCCUGACCAAGAUCGGGUUGUGGCGCUAGCAGGUAUAGCUGACGAAUAUCGGCUAAGCUUGCAGCGGUGCUUCCGAGCAAAUGAAAAGCUACCUGCACCAACAGUGCCUUGCGGUGGAGAGUACGCUGCGGGACUCUGGAUUCGGGACUUGCAUCGUGGCCUGACGUGGCAAGCUCGGCCCGAAGCAGACAUUGCUCGCUUACCUGGCUUCCCUACUUGGUCAUGGGCGUCCAUCAACACACCGGUUGUUUGGACCACGCUGACGGAGUACAAGACAAGUGCUUGGGCUCUUCUCUGGAAGAAAGCAGAAAAGGCAAAGAAGCAGGGCCGAAUGCGUGACACUGCUCAAGUACUUGGUGUUGUUGGCAGCGAUGGCACGUCUAUGACACUGCAUGGCGAUGAAUCCAAUGGCGGGCUGGAUAUGGAUGUAGCUGCCCCAUUUGCAUCUGACAGCAAGUUUGCGCGCUUGAAUAUCCGCGCCAAGUUUCUUCGUGUCUUGGUCCGCGAGAAAAUGACCACUACGGAAGACUUGGAGCUGACCAAGUUUAUGCUCGGGCCGCGGGAUAUUAGUAACACGACGCUUUGGCGAAAGGUUGUGGCGCCAGAUAAUGCGAGCGAGAUUUGUGGCUGGGCAUCGCUCGAGGGGCCGAGUUUAGCGGAAGAGAAAGCAUUUGAAACUGGUAGUGGUAUGGAGAUGUCUGCCUUUGUGUUGGGCCUUCGUCGUGGUGACGGUGGCUUUGGCUCUGGCUCCGUUCUACGAACGACAUUCACUAUUUACGUGGUACUGUUUGUACAGAGCACACAGUUAGGAUAUGAGAGACUGGGAAUAGGGCAUAUAUUUGGCACGGAGAUGGAUGCCAUGUAUGAAACGGCACAAGAGCAAGACUUCUUUCUUGUGUAAGCG
This is a messenger RNA of [Torrubiella] hemipterigena, 2097 nucleotides long. NCBI's taxonomy places the organism in Eukaryota, Fungi, Ascomycota, Sordariomycetes, Hypocreales, Clavicipitaceae. The record is from the annotation of a GenBank genome assembly.